AGACAAAUCGAGGAGCGAGAUAGGGUGGAGCAUAGCCUUUUGAUGUUUUCAUCGUCUCGUCAUUAUUAUUAAGCUGCUUACGAGUCAAUCUUGUAUGGUUAUUAAGUUUACAUCUUAUUUUUCUUUAUUUUUGCCCUCCCUCUCUCUCUCUCUCUCUCUCUCUCUCUCUCUCUCUCUAUCUAUCUAUCAUCCUUAGUCAUUAAUUGCGCACAACUGCAGUCGGAAUAAUAUAAUGUGUGCAGUACGGAUCACGUGUUUAUUUCUAAUAACAUGUUUUAUUUAUCAAGCAUCUGCAUCCUGCCAAAUACCAUUGAUAAUAAGGGGCUCUUGGUUUUCUUGGGAGAAUGGGAGGAACACGUUGACAGAAAUAAAUGCCGAAACUAUGACAAAUCGAGGAUAUUGUAUAAAUAUGUUGGAAGAAUAUCAUGUGAAUUAUACGUUUGUAUUUCGCAAAAAUGUUUGUUAUCAUUGUGUAAAACUGAUUGUUAGAACGGUUAAUGUAUUAGAGAAACUAGAAGCAAGCUGUGUAAAUUUACCCACCGGUGUUGAACCUACGGUAGAAAACGUCUGCAAAGGAUUACGUCCUGAUCAGCAAUUGAUAACAUUAUUUUCUGAAAAUUAUGUUCCUGUGAAUUGUAGAUCGUCGCUCGAAGGUGUAUGGCAGUUUGCCUAUCAGAAUCGAUUCAGGUUUACAGGAGAAUGCAAUCAUCCGGAUGCGCAAAUACGUUCUUGUCAAACAGCAGGAACACAGUUUCUUAUAACUAAUCAAAAGUUCAAUAUAACUUACAAACAGUGUCAGGGCAUGAAAGGAACCUUCGACGGAUUGGUAGAAUACAGCUGUUUGGGUGAUUGGUUCGUAGAAAAGAAUCACUUUUUUGCUGUAGCAAACACAAAAGAAUCUAGAAAGGACGAAAAGUACAGGUGUUUUUUAAAAAAUCGCGAUGACGAUUUAUACAUUGGUGUAUCGAUUACAGCAGAAUGUAAUACUUUGAAAACAGUCGAGAAGAGUCCUGAGAGAUUAAGAGUUACGCCUGUCAAAGCUGAAUUAGUAGAACCUGGGUGUCGCUUACCUCAAGAUAUGCAUGGGAAUUGGAUAAAUACUGCUAAUAUCGAUGCGGACGUUUUCAUUAAUGAAACGCAUAUCAUCGAAACGUGGUACCCGGACGAAGGCCGUUAUAGGCGUACAAUUUAUGUUUGUCGUGAAUUAAGGGAUAGUAGGAUAAUGAUGGCACGAUUAACGGUCGAUGGCUGCCAAAGGGAUUACGUUUGUUUCGAUGUUGUUACGCGGCAUCACAAUAUCAUUAGAUACCGUCGUGGCCUUGCCGUUAUUAAGGAUGAUUUUCAUACUGUUUGCUCUUGGGUCCAGUUUCAAAAUACAGAAGAUUGGAAGUACGACUUAUUUUUAGCGAAAAAUCCUGUUCCCGUACGUUGUCCUGUCGCUGGAAAAUAUAUGUUUAAGCAGAAAGGAGAUGUACUUUUCGAAACACGUAUCUUGGGUGGUGUCACACUGUCGCCACGUCCAAAUAUCUAUUGUAAGCAAAAUAUUUCGGAUUUUUCGGUAUGCGAUACAGAUCAAAAAGAAGUGGCCAUAGAUGAGAACUAUUGUUUGUCCGUGGAUUAUUUAGGAAAGCCAGUGGAUAUUUAUAGCGAACCCGAUUAUAAAAUGAAAUGUAUUGGGUAUUGGAAAGAAAAUUUAAAAUCCUAUCUUAUUACAUACGACGAAUUAGAUCCUUUCAGCAAGUACCGUUGUUGGGUAUAUCAGAGAGCAGAUUUAAACAGAGUAUUAAUGUCUCAGGCAAUCGGACCAUUUUGCGAUCUUAAACAAGACGUUACGAGUAGCAAUUAUACAGAAGGUGCAGCAGUUGCACUCGAAUUGCAAGAAUACGAACGAGAACGCGAUCAGUGCCCGAUGCAUUUUGAUGAUGGCAGUAAUCCAUGGAUGCAGACUGAAAACUAUAUUAAAGUUUUCCGUUAUGGUAACGGUAACGAUAACGCGAUCGUAACGUCUCCCUUAUUGCUUACGGGACUCUUAGUCUUUCUUACUCGGCUCAAUUUUAUACAUGUACGAGUGUAGCGCAUAUGUAUCUCUUCAAGAUCAUAUAUUUUUCUAUUAAAACUAUAUUUUGCUACAACACUGGCAAUGAUUCGAUGACUACAGCUCGUUGAUCAUCAUCAUCGUCAUCGUUUCUAUUCGACGAUGUUUAAGACGUUUAUUAUUUUUACAAUGGAGAAGAAUUUCAAGUACAGUGUGUAUAUACAUAUACGUAUAUAUGUGUAUAUAUAUAUAUACACACACACACACACACACACACAAUUAAGAAAUGGUUGAAACGUGAAUUAAUCGCAUUUAUGCAUGUACAUAUGUGCGGCCCCGCCAGUAACAGCUGGCGUUGUCUACACUAAAUUUCUCUCGUUUAAAAUGAUUUCUACGCAACGUGCACCUUCUUUUAGGUCAUUGACGAAAGCGAAUUCGACGAAAUAUAAACCACAUAUGUACUAACUUAUUCAAAUCCAAAUAACUUAAAUUCAUUUAAUUUCUUUUA
This is a messenger RNA of Vespa velutina, 2543 nucleotides long. RefSeq lists its product as uncharacterized. The record is from RefSeq and is a predicted model, not a curated record. The transcript is spliced from 9 exons. The coding region runs from base 233 to 2074 and encodes 613 amino acids. NCBI's taxonomy places the organism in Eukaryota, Metazoa, Arthropoda, Insecta, Hymenoptera, Vespidae.